GCAAUCAUGUUCUGCUUUGCUGAACUCUUGAAAGUUCGUGAGUUUUUUAUGCAUCUUGAUCUUAAUCUUAAUCUUUUUUUUCUUUGUAGGAAAUUUGAAAAUGGACAAAACUUGGAUGCGUUGUGAAGAUAGAUUGAGCGAUACUUAUGUAAACGGAGUUGACAGGUUUCUGGAAUUUGCUUUUAAGCACUUGGAACUAGAAGGUGCAAUUCCUUGUCCUUGUAAGAAAUGCAACAAUGUUUUCCACAGGACUAGAGGUGAAGUCAGGGAUCAUUUAAUAAUGAAUGGGAUCGUCAAGGGAUACACGCGGUGGCUUUAUCAUGGAGAAUUUGCACCUAAAGAGAAAAACACUAACAGUGAAGUAAGACCAGAGAAAGUAAGAAAAGAGCGAGGUGAUGAUAUAUUUGAAAUGAUUUACGAUGCUGCUGGCCCUGAAAUCAUGGAUGAUUCCAGUGGGAAGUUUCAACAUGGUGAUGCUUCAGAGCCUACUUCAAAAUUUUUCAAAUUAUUGGAGGAUGCUGCACAACAACUUUAUCCUGGUUGUGAGACAUUCUCCAAGCUGUCACUGAUUGUGGAACUAUUCCAAAUCAAGUGUCUUUUUGGGAUAAGUGAUAAAGCAACUGAUAGCAUACUGAAGUUAAUUAAGCGAGCACUUCCUUCUGGUGAAACUUUACCAGAGACAUUCUAUGGAGCAAAACAAUUGAUUAGAAAUUUAGGCCUUCGUUAUGAAAAAAUACAUGCUUGCGAGAAUGACUGCAUGUUAUUCUGGAAACAUAAUGCAAAAGCUGAAUCUUGCUCGGUUUGUGGUGAGUCUAGGUGGAAAUCAGUUGAAGGUCAAAAAACUAAUGGCGGUGCUCAAGGAAAGACCAAGAACAAAGUUCCUCGAAAAGUUUUACGUUACUUCCCCUUGAAACCAAGAUUGCAAAGGUUGUUUAUGUCAUCAGAAAUUGCUUCAGACAUGACAUGGCAUCAUGAUCAGCGUUUGAAAGAUGGGGUUCUUAGACAUCCAGCAGACUCAGAGGCGUGGAAACAUUUCGAUACAUCUAAUCCAGGCUUUGCUAGAGAUCCUCGUAAUGUUAGACUUGGAUUAGCAUCUGACGGGAUAAAUCCUUUUGGUAACUUAAGUGUUUCUCAUAGCACUUGGCCAGUGAUUAUUACUGUAUAUAACUUACCCCCUUGGAUGUGCAUGAAGCCACCAUAUUGCUUCUUGUCUUUGUUGAUACCUGGCCCUAAAGCUCCUGGAAAUGAUAUCGAUGUGUACUUAGAACCAUUGGUAGACGAGUUGCGAGAGUUAUGGUAUAAUGGAGUCGAUACAUAUGAUGCUUCGAGAAGAGAGAAUUUUUGUAUGCGGGCAGCACUCUUAUGGACUAUAAAUGAUUUUCCAGCUUAUGCCUACUUGUCUGGAUGGAGCACGAAGGGAGCUUUGUCUUGUCCUUCAUGCAACAAAGAGACUCCUUCUACUCGAUUAAAGUAUGGUCGUAAGUUUUCUUACAUGGGUGCUCGUAGGUUUCUAUCAUCUAAUCAUAAAUGGCGGCGGAAUAAACGUGAUUUUAAUGGAGAAGUAGAAAAAUGAUCUGCUCCUAAAGCUCUCUCUGGAGAUGAUGUUUUAAACCGGUUGUCUAGUUGGGAAGACGUGACAUUUGGUAAGACCCAAAAAAAACAAAAAUACGAAAAAAGUAAAGGGAUUCAUAACUGGAGGAAGAAAAGCAUUUUUUUCAAACUUCCUUACUGGAAAAAUAAUUUAAUACGCCACAAUUUAGAUGUGAUGCAUAUUGAAAAAAAUGUUUGUGAUAAUAUCAUUGGGACAUUAUUAGAUAUAGAAGGAAAGGCAAAAGAUAAUCUGAAUGCUCGUCGUGAUUUGAAGGAAAUGGGUAUAAGGAAAGAUUUGCACGCAACUCAAAAGGAUGGAAAAUGGUAUUAUCCAGCAGCAUGCUAUUCUUUAUCACCAGAUGAGAAGUCUAAAGUAUGCAAGUUCUUGAAAAUGGUUAAGGUUCCAGAUGGUUAUUCUUCCAAUGUAUCACGGUGGGUGAAGUUAAAGGAUCGUAAAGUUUAUGGAAUGAAGAGUCACGAUUCUCAUAUUCUGUUGGAACAAUUGCUUCCUCUUGCAAUUCGUGGAGUCGUGCCAAACAAUGUCUAUGAUGCUAUCACCGAGUUAAGUAUUUUCUUCAGAGAGUUGUGUUCAAAAACAUUAAGGGUUGAUGUUUUGGAUCAACUUGCAGCUCAAAUUCCAAUAACAUUAUCCAAAUUAGAAAAAAUAUUUCUACCAACAUUUUUUGACGUUAUGGUGCACUUGGUCAUUCAUCUCCCAACAGAAGCUAAGAUUGCUGGACCUGUACAAAACAGGUGGAUGUACCCAAUGGAGCGAUUAAUGGGCAAAUGGAAAUAUUACGUUCGUAAUAGAAAUCAGCCUGAAGGAUCUAUUGCAGAGGGGUAUAUUGUUGAAGAAAGUCUAAUAUUUUGUCAAGAUAUUUACAUUGUGGCAUGAAAGGAUAUAAUCGAAUGGACAAAAAUUAUGAAGGUGAUCAUGUUGAGUCAUACAGUGGAUUAUCAAUAUUUGAACAAAAGGGUUGUCCGUUAUUAAGAGAUACAUCCAAAAAUCUUGAAGAGUUUGAGCGAAAACAAGCUCAUCUUUAUGUCUUGAGAAAUUGUGAAGAAGUUCAACCAUUUCUACGAGAGUAUGAGCAGAACAAUCGGGACAUGAACUUCGAUGAUUGGUUUUCCAAUCGAGUGAAGAUACUUUUCAACAAGAUGCUUGUAAUGAUUUCUUGUGUACAUUUGAGGAAGAUGAAGACUUUAUAAACUGGGGAAGAAAUGAUCUUGAUGUUAUCAGCACUGAUGUUGCUUUAGCUGAUGAUAUUAUUGACGACAUCGAAUCGGAGCCUGAAACCGAUGAUGAAGAUUUGUUAUUGUGAACAUUUAAAAAUCUUAUAUGGAUAUGGCUUAUACUAAAUUGAUGUUAACAAGUUAACUUAUUUCUUGAGGGAUGAUGUUUUUUUCUUUAUUAUAUUGAGUUAUUCUGAUUGAAUAUGAGUUAAUAUUCAGUAAUGUUGAGUUGAUAAUUUUGAUUGGAUUGAGUUGAAAUGUUAUUUUCUACCGGGUGUAUGUUGAUGGAUUAUUCAGUUACAGGGGAAACUCUGUCGAUUUUUUUGUCAGAUCAAUAGACUAAAGUAAUAGCCAGUCUGACAUUAUCUGUUUGUUGCAAUUGAAUGACGUUCGAGUCUUGAUAAUGAUAUUGAUUUUUGGUGAGGCUAGUUAUUCAUGUCGUCGCGUGUUGGCAUUUUGUCAUUUUAACAAUGUAUUUUGUGCUUCCUUAUGUAAUGUGCAGGUAUAUAUGGUGAU
Lycium ferocissimum is the source of this 3339-nucleotide messenger RNA. RefSeq lists its product as uncharacterized. The record is from RefSeq and is a predicted model, not a curated record. The coding region runs from base 101 to 1573 and encodes 490 amino acids. The transcript has 4 exons. NCBI's taxonomy places the organism in Eukaryota, Viridiplantae, Streptophyta, Magnoliopsida, Solanales, Solanaceae.